This is a messenger RNA of Puccinia triticina, 798 nucleotides long. RefSeq lists its product as uncharacterized. The transcript has 2 exons. Lineage: Eukaryota; Fungi; Basidiomycota; Pucciniomycetes; Pucciniales; Pucciniaceae. The record is from RefSeq and is a predicted model, not a curated record. The coding region runs from base 1 to 798 and encodes 265 amino acids.
AUGUAUAGCAAUCAAGAAAACACCCCACGUCUCACUGGAAACCCAAAACAAACAGUGUCCUUCGGCUCGCUCUUGCCCAGUAAUUCAGGUCUUCAGCCCAGUUUUUACCGUGAUAUCGAAAGAACCACUGCUUUUUCACAAAACCCUCCUCAGCACUUCGGCCAUCACACGACCAGUCAUUUUUAUCACCAGGGAAGCUACUCGGGCAAUGGCACUCGCUAUCCUCACAGUGCGCCCGGCCCAAUCACAGAUCACCAUCACAAAGCAAGCCGUGGUGUUAUCUAUCCCGCUCCCGAGCCAACUUGCAGUAGUCUUGACCCGGUGGGUGAUCGGCCUUGCAACCCGCCACCUCAGCCAUCCGCCAAGCCACAACCUAAGAAACAGCGCAAGAAACAAGCAGCUACCUCUGGUUCAACAACUCGAACAGCUGCAACUGCUCCCAGGAAGAAUCCUCCCAAACCUACGCUUGAGGAGAAUGCUCCUGCUGCUGAUGGUUGUCACCAUCCUCUUCCCGCCUCAAUCCGAUCAGGUGUUAUUACCAAACUCGAGGGGGCAGCAAAUGAGUCUUGUUCCCUAAAUCUUCCCCCCAAUGCUGAUGAUCCAUCUCGCAACAAUCCUACCCCAUCCCUUCAUGUAGAUGAGCGAUCUCGCAAUAAUCCUGCCCCAUCCCUUCAGCAAGGUCUGAGAUCAGCCCCGCCGCUCGAAGGUGUAUCCGAUCCACUCCCCAGAAAGAACAAGAAGUGUAAUCGAAGCCAGGGUGAAGACGGUCGCAAAGUCCUCCCAGCACCAAGAUCCUAG